AUGAUGACAACUGUAAAUCCUGUGAACGACUCAGACGUUCUACUUGGUAAGGGCAAAGGAUUGUAUGAGCACUCCGGCAACCAACGUUACCGCACCUGGGUUGCACAAACGUACCCAAAAUACGAUGCAGCUGACAGCAAUGCUAGUAAAAUGGAAAUUGCAAGAAGUCUCGUGCUUAAAGUGCCAAAGCAGAAUCCUCCAGGCCGCUUUUUGGGAUAUGAUGAUAAGAAACAGUUGUAUGAAUUGAAUCUUGAGGAUAAGGGCGACAUGAAAGAGGCGAUUGCCAAGACAAGACGGGAUUUCAACAACCACAGGGCCUACCUGAAGAAGGCAACUGGACAUUUCAAAGUGAAUCACUGCUUGGAGGUAGUGACCAAGGCCGAAAAGAAGCUGGAGAAAGCAAGGGCCGAGCUAAAUGCAGCAAAGGCGGAGCUAGAGAAAGCGCUGCAAGAGAACGAAGACGCCUACAGCGUGGAAGGCGAUGGCACUGAUGACGAGGAAAAUUGCGGUAGUCCCGAAAUUGGUUAUGGGAGCAAUUUAUCACAGGGUGAGCGGUCGCCGAUGCCAACGUUGGAAGAAUUGGUUGGUGAAGACUGGGUUGAUGCUGUUAUGGUGGCAGGUUGUGGCGAACCACCUGCCACCACCACUACCGGUACACCUUCCAUCCUUGUCAAAUAA
Molecule: messenger RNA, 678 nt
Organism: Cylindrotheca closterium
Lineage: Eukaryota; Bacillariophyta; Bacillariophyceae; Bacillariales; Bacillariaceae
Source: the annotation of a GenBank genome assembly